This is a messenger RNA of Ceratosolen solmsi marchali, 672 nucleotides long. RefSeq names its product tubulin-specific chaperone A. The transcript is spliced from 4 exons. Gene Ontology annotation, biological process: tubulin complex assembly; post-chaperonin tubulin folding pathway. Lineage: Eukaryota; Metazoa; Arthropoda; Insecta; Hymenoptera; Agaonidae. Gene Ontology annotation, molecular function: beta-tubulin binding. The record is from RefSeq and is a predicted model, not a curated record. Gene Ontology annotation, cellular component: cytosol; microtubule cytoskeleton. The coding region runs from base 65 to 562 and encodes 165 amino acids.
AAUUUUUUUGUUUUUCAUAAAGUUUUGAAUAGUUAACUUAAUUAGAAUUAAUUUUUAUUAUAUCAUGUCAGAUUCUAGAUUACGAAUACUUCGAAUAAAAACUGGAGUUGUGAAGCGACUGGCUAAAGAAAAAAUCACGUAUGAAAAAGAAGCAGUACAACAACAAGAAAGAAUAGAAAAAUUUAAAGAGCAAGGUAAAGAUGGACAUUUAAUUAAGAAACAAGAAGAAGUAUUACAAGAAUCACUUAUGAUGAUACCUGACUGUCAACGUAGAUUACUUAAGGCAUUUGAAGAAUUAAAACAGUUUAUUGAAUCUGAACAGGAUUUAAAAGAAAAUGAUGAGUACUUAGAAGUCAAAUUAAUGGAACAAUGGACAACAUUAGACAGAGAAUAUUUUCUAGAAGAAAAAGGGUUAAAUCUUAUGAUAAGAACUGGUAAUGAAGAAAAAGUGUUAAAACGUACAAAAAAUUUAUAUCAAGAUUGGGAAGUGGUUUUAUUCAAAGAAAAAAUAUACAUUAACUAUGAAAUACAAAAUUUUAAUGUUAUGGGAUACAUAUAUUAACAAUAAUGGAUCAGCAAUACCAAUUGGAUGGAUCAUACCUUUUGAAUCUUCUUGUAAUUCUUGGAAAAAAAUUAAAUAGUAUAAAAGUAGAAUAUGUUUGGAACUAUUUU